Acanthosepion pharaonis is the source of this 852-nucleotide messenger RNA. Lineage: Eukaryota; Metazoa; Mollusca; Cephalopoda; Sepiida; Sepiidae. The record is from the annotation of a GenBank genome assembly.
AUGUAUUUAUUCGUCUGUUUAUCUCAAGAUUUUAUAUCUAUCUAUCUAUCUAUCUAUCUAUCUAUCACAAUAUUCAUUCUUCUUAAUCUGUUUAUCACAAACAUCAAUGUGGAAAAUGAGACAUCUUUCUCAGUCUGUUCGUAUCUAUCUAUCUAUCUAUCUAUCUAUCUAUCUAUCAGCUUCAGCGUGAUCAUGUCUCGAUUCAUAACUAUCUAUCUCAGGCAAUUCAUAUCUCUUUCUUUCUAUUUAUCUAUCUAUCUUUCUUUCUCAGAUAUACAUAUGUAUGUAUGUUCAUAUCUAUCUAUCUAUUCAUUUCUAUCUCAAUCUGCAUUUCUCUUUCAAACUGCUUCUUUAUAUCUAUCUCAGUUUGUCCAUUUCUACUUAUCUAUCUAUCUAUCUAUCUAUCUAUCUAUCUAUCUAUCUAUCUAUCUCAAUUUGCAUCUCUCUUUCAAACUACUUCUUUAUAUCUAUCUCAGUUUGUCCAUUUCUAUCUAUCUAUCUAUCUAUCUAUCUAUCUAUCUAUCUAUCUAUCUAUCUAUCUAUCUAUCCAUCAGUCUGUCUGUCUGUCUAUCUAAGACUGUUCACGUAUCUCUAUCUAUUCAUAUCUAUUUACUUAUCUAUCUAUCUCAGUCUAUUUGUAUCUAUAUAGCAUGUUCAUAUCUAUGCCAAUAUCUUCCUGUCUAUUUAUCUAUCUAUGUAUUUGUAUGUCUGUCUAUAUUUCUGUUUAAGACUGUUCAUGUCUCUCUCAGUCAAUUCAUAUCUAUCUAUCUAUCUAUCUAUCUAUCUAUCUAUCUAUCUAUCUAUCUAUCUCACUCUAUUAAUAUCUAUCUAUCUAUCUAUCUAUCUAUUUGA